Messenger RNA from Ricinus communis (castor bean), 3390 nucleotides. RefSeq names its product probable serine/threonine-protein kinase PBL28. The transcript has 10 exons. Gene Ontology annotation, molecular function: ATP binding; protein kinase activity. Gene Ontology annotation, biological process: protein phosphorylation. NCBI's taxonomy places the organism in Eukaryota, Viridiplantae, Streptophyta, Magnoliopsida, Malpighiales, Euphorbiaceae. The coding region runs from base 1694 to 3247 and encodes 517 amino acids. The record is from RefSeq and is a predicted model, not a curated record.
AUAGCAAUUCAGCUUACCCCUGGUUUUUGGCUGGAGCAACACAAUAAUUGCAGAACUACAAGUGACCAUAAAGAUCAUGACCCUGCCUGCCAUGUGAAAGAACCAAAGCAUUCAACAUCACAUUGAAGACAAAGUUGGUUUAUUUUGCCUCACAAAGAGUCGGACAAACAUGGGGCGUCCAAGUGUAAAAAUCAUCUGUCACAUUAACAAAAUGUGUCUUUGGCUACCCUUUUAGAAGUCUUUGUAUUUUAAUGCAAACCCAUACAAAUUCCCUCUGCCUACUUAACAAAGAAGCUGUUCUGUUCUUUACUGCAAUGGAUUCUCUUCCACUUUCAUUUAUUGCAGGAUAUGUAGAGGCAUUGCCAGCUUUAUUGGAGAAAGAAUGUCGAGUGAUUGUGAUCCAUUGCUUUCUUAGCUACAUUUCCUCUGUCUUGAGCCAGUUUCUGGGAUCUUAACGUUCCUCAGUUUAACUGGAAAAGCAAAAAGUUCUUCACUUUUUUUUAUUUUGAUGACAAAGCUGUUCACUUUAUAAUACAUACAGGUUAAGAAGAUGCAACUUUGUGGCUCCUCAUUCUCCUAUUGAAUUCAAUUUCACUAGAAAUCAUUUAACUCUCUAAUGAAAAGAUGAUGAACAAAACCCAUAAUUUCUUUUUUCUUCUUUUGGUGUGGGGAAGAUGAAAUUUUCCUGAACAGUUAGUAAGCCAAUUUUCUAUUAUAAAGUAGGAGUCUUUUAUCUUGAACUAACUGAAUUCUCUUUCCUUUUCUCUUGUAUUCUUGUUUGUUUGAAGUUUUGGUAAUUUAGCAUUUGGGAGAAUCUAUUCAACCAAAAAAAACAAAAAAAAUUGUAGUGAGAACUCAUAAUAUCAUUAGAGCUGCUUAUAGUUCUAGUGGUUUACUGUCUGGCAAGCAUUUAUCUAGGAUUGCAGGUUUAAACUUUUUGAGAUUCCCCCUUGGGAAUCUUUUGGGAUUUGUACUUUGUUCUUUUCUGUCAAAUUGGAUAUAUUUGUGAAUGCUUGUCCACUUCGAUGAGGAAAAUAUGCGUCUUUUACAAUUUGUUUUCUCCUUAGCUGGAAUUCAAGUCAAGCAGAUGGUAACAUGAUUCUUGCAACGUUUUGGAAUGUAAAAUUUUCUACUGGUCUUGAAUUUGUUAGGUUUUCCUAUCACAUCGGUACAUUUUUUCUGAACAUCUAUCUUGUUGGUACUAAGUUUGAAUUACAGAAUAGGUUACAUAGAAAUUUGUCUCUGAGUCCUAUUAAAAUACCCGAAAUUCUUUAUUUGCUCUUAGUCAACACUCUUCAUUCUAAUUAUCUAUAAGUUUAAUCAUGAAAGGAAUUCAUAGCUUGAUGUUCUUAAAUUCUUCCAAAAAACACAGAUUUAUUCUAGUUGGCUUCUAUUCAAGUAUUGUGUUAUUUGGCUAAUCCCUUUGUACAUUUUCUUUUCAGUAGGAAAAGUUCAUAUGUUGAGUGCAUUGAACUAUUGCUGAUACUCCUUGAAGGCAUGAAUGUUUAAGUGGCAGUAAUUUAGUGUUUCUUUUUCCAUUUUACUUCUUGCUUCUUUCUUUUUCAUGCAUGAGGUUUUAUGUAAGUUAUUGAAGUUAUUGAAUUGGUUUUAGUCUCGUACUUGCAAUUGGAUGCAGGAAAUUAUUGAUGUUAAUUGGCUGCUGGGAGCUUCAAUGGAGUGAUGCUUGUUUACAAUGCACUUGUUCUGGUGGCAACAACUGCCGCUGCUUAUACUGAUUCAACUCUUAGAACCUAAUAGCAUUAGUUACAAACUAUGUGUUGAAGCAUUAGUUGCUAGUAAGAGCACAAUUUGCACUCCUCAACAUUCCACUGGCAGGAUUGGGAGAUACCCAUGCCUAAGACAAUGGGCAAGUGCCAACUGUAAUAAACUGAAUGAUCCAGGUGUUGUUUCUUUGUCUCCCUCCCGAAGACAUCUACUUUUUCUGAAGAGUGGAUUUGUCAAAUUGUCAUCUUCAAAUUUUAUUUCCUCUCCAAUUGAAUUACAAGAAAGACUCCAUAAAGCAAGAAAUAGGAGGAUAGCAGCUGAAGUUGGUAGGGACAAUGGUGUUCCAACACUAACACCCUUGCAACCAGCUAAUGACAAAAAAUCAAGCAAACAGAAAUUUGCUGCCAUUAUUGCUGGUGCUGGUGCUGCUCUACUUGUGAUCGUCAUAGUGGCACUAGUUUACAUGUGCUUGAUGCGUAUUAAGAAGGUUCUAAGGCACAGAUCUGAGACAGCAUCUUCUAUGCCAUCUUCUCCUUCUGAUUUGGCAAGAGGUAACAUUUUCCCCUAUGCUGCUGCCCAGUCUCCUUUUAAUGCACGAGAUUUGAGGCAAUUAUCAAUUGUGGAGGUUGAGCAUGCUACACACAAUUUCAGUCAAAGUAAUAUCAUAGGUGAAGGUUCUUUUGGUUUCGCCUACAAAGGACUACUUCUAGAUGGAUCAAUCGUAGCAAUCAAGAGAUGCCUGCAUAAGCCAGUUCAGGAUUUUGUUCACGAGGUGAAACACAUAGCUUCAGUUCACCACAAGCAUCUUGUCGACCUUAUUGGUUAUUGUGAAGACACACAUCAGAAAUUUCUUGUAUAUGAUUACAUAUCUAAUGGAAAUGUAGGGAGUUACCUCUAUGAUAGUGAAGGUUUGCCCAUUGGAAAAUUAGACAUGAGGCAAAGGCUGUCGAUUGCAUUAGGUGCUGCAAAAGGUCUUCAAUAUCUUCAUAGCAUGGUCCCUCCUUUACUGCACAUGCACUUCAGAAGUAGCAACGUUCUUUUGGGCGAUAACAUUAUUGCCAAGGUUUCUGAUUAUGGACUUCUUAAAUUGGCAAUGGAGAGUCAUCGAGCAGGAACAUCUUCAGCCAUCGACUACUUUCUCGAUCCAGAGUUGAGUUUAUCAAAGAAUUUUUCAGAGAGAAGUGAUGUGUACAGUUUUGGCGUCUUCUUGCUGGAGUUAAUUAGUGGCCAUGAAGCACGUGGCAGGUAUAUGUCAAUCUCAGGGCACAAUCUAAUCCAGGAGUCUAGGGAAUGCAAUCUUGAAAACUUCAUCGAUAGGACGCUGGGAGAGCGCACGAUCCAAGCUGCAAAACCGCUGAUGGAGCUAGCCUUGCAAUGUAUAGAUGUUAGUAUGAAGAGACCAUCAAUGACAAGAAUUGUUCAAGAGAUAGAACAGAUUCAAGGGAGAGAAAUAAGAUACUCGCAAGCCGAGUUUGAUGAGGAAAUAGGCUCUGUAACACUUGGCAGUGAACUCUUCAAAUGACUCACCUCUCUACUGCUGUCACAUUUUUCUACUGCAAAUCAUUCUUUAAUUGGAUUCACCAUUGUUGGUUGUAAUCAUUACAGUCCUCAGGCAAGUAAAUUGAGACUUUAUUAAAAUUAUAUUAUCAAAAGCUUAUUACAUUA